This is a messenger RNA of Naegleria lovaniensis, 2664 nucleotides long. RefSeq lists its product as uncharacterized. Lineage: Eukaryota; Heterolobosea; Eutetramitea; Acrasida; Naegleriidae. The coding region runs from base 1 to 2664 and encodes 887 amino acids. The transcript has a single exon. The record is from RefSeq and is a predicted model, not a curated record.
AUGAAAUCAAACAAAACCUUGCAACAUGUUGUUGUUCCGAACAAUAAUAACAACAUAUUGUUGAAUCAUCCAACAUCAGCAACAACAACCACAUUUGGCCAAAUACGUUCUCAACCAAUUACGCUCAAUUUGAUGGAUUACGAGAGUUGGAAUGCCCAACACGUAGCAUCAGUAUUGACAUCUGAUGAAUCUUUGGGUGGUGCUGGUUUGUCGGUUGAUGAUGUGAAGCCUUUGUAUGAGAGUUGUUUUGAUGGCGAAGCUCUCCACAACAUUGUUGAGGAUAUCCAGAAGAAGGACGUAUACUUUGCUCUUGAUCAACUUGAGAACUAUUUAAAAGAAAGAGUUUUCCAAAUGACUUUUCAACUCUCCGACACUUGCAAAACUGUUGUAUUUUGGGUGCUUAACCAAUUAAUGACCAGACACUAUUCACUAUGGCAAUUGGAGCCAGUGAGUAAACAAAUCAUUCAAAAAUUGAGCGAACCAAUAACAAAAGGAGGUGCUGAUUUGAGUCUUGAUCAAGUUUCUUCAUUGGAUGGCAACACUCUCAUCAAAAUUGGUACUGCCAUAGAGAAGGAAAGAGUGAAAGGUAUAACAGAAGAAAUAUGUAUCAAAAAUGCCAUCAAGAUGAUAAAAAGCGACAAGGACUUUGCUUCAGUACCGAAAUCUACUUGCAAAGCCGUUGCUGAGUGGAUUGCUACCAAAUUGACAAAGGCCAGCGAAGGAGGUUCUUUAAUUAAUAUACCAUCCGAGUUGUUUGAUCGUUGGAAGUUUAAAGGAGAAAUAUCUGAAGAUUUAAGAAAGGAAAGAGAAAAUCCAAGAUAUGACUAUCUCCGUAAUUUACAUGAUCCAACAAACAUGAAAAAACUAGAAAAACUCAUUGGAACAUUUAUCGAUCUUCCUGUAUUUGGAACAAAAGACUGUGAAUUGUCUCCAAAAGCAUUUAAUCCAAAUGCUAAAUAUCUUUUAACUCAGCAACGAUUUGAUGUUCUGAAAACAGUUGUAAAUGGAAGUACUGGAAUGGUUUUGUCAGGUCCUUAUGGAAGUUCAAAAUCAUACACACUUUAUUUGAUAGCUGCCUAUGCAUUUGUAAAUUCAUUUCCAGUACUUUUUGUUCCAAGAUGUCUUAUCUGGAUUAGUGCUUACAACUACGAAAAGAAUGUUGGCGCCAAUAACUACUUGCGCAGAUUAUUCUUUUCGUUGAAUAGUGACAUUCUCUCUCAAACACAAAUUAUCGAGUUACAGAAAUCUGUAGAUAUACUCCGACAUUUGAGCAAAGAAUUUGGAUCCAAGAGAUCGGUUUUCUACUUGUUUGAUGAACACAAUGAAUUAUUCAGACCUGACACUGAUAACAAUAUUCAUGCUAGUGAAGAAUAUUUCCAAGAUUUUACCAGAUGGACAGGAGUUACAUCAGGGGAGAACACAGUUACUAUCUAUUGUGGAUGUGCUCAUAGUUCCUUUGAAAAUAACUUACCAAGAGGAGAAGAAAAAAGAUUGGUUAGAAUGAUUCCUCCAACACCUACAGAGUUUGAAACACUUAUCACAGACUUCGGUUUGGAUCCAAAGGAUAAAAGAAUAGCCCAUGUAACAGGAGGAAACCCAAGAGAAUUGAAUUACUUGGCACACUUUUUGAAGGACAAAAAGGGUAGUGAUAAAGAUUUCAACCUAUUUUUCAACGAAAGAGUUAACAUAUAUGAUCGAAGACUGGAUUCAUUAGUUCGCAAACUGGACAAAAAUAAGAAUGAACAGUUUGAAAAGACACUGGAAGAUCUUUUUACUCUUGGCCUUUUCAAUGGAAGACCUGAUAAUGUUUCAGGAAUUGUAUACGAUAUUGGUUUAUUGUACAAGGAUUCUAAUGGAAAACUUUUUAUUAUUAACGACCCAGCAAAGAGAUGUUUAUUCAAUCACUACUGCAGACUUGACAUGCCAAAAAUACCCAAGAAUAUUUCUGAUUCAGAGAAAGGGGCAAUGUUUAAGAAAUACUUGUUGAGACAAGAAUAUGGACUUCGUAGACAAUUAGAUAGCGAAUUCUAUGUAACAAACAAGUUGAGUACGACCACAACAUCCACGUUAUCGUUAUCAUAUUACGUUCACAAACAUGCAAGUUUGGAUCUAAAGGAUUUAAGCUCUCUUGAUCGAAAUAAUUAUUUGAAAGGAAUAGGAGUAUUAUUCAUUCCAGAAUCUGAAACUUUCCCAAGCUUUGAUUAUGCUAUUGUUAUGUACAAAGGGAGGACAGCGAAAAUCUUUUUGAAAAAAACUACAAUUUCUACUAUUGAUUCUCAUUAUUGUCACAGUAAUGGCAACACAGAUGUGGAUAAUUUAUUGGAACGUUGUUAUGUUUUAGAUAGAGAAGGAAAGGCAAUGAAAAGGACACAAAACGUUCCAGAGCAAUAUCAUUUCUCAUUGCUAGAAUUGAUACUUCACGGAAUUGUUGGAACAGAAGCAAAAGCUGAAGAGUUGUUACAAGCCCGAAAGGACGAUCUAACGUUCAUCAAAGAUGGAAACCUUGAAAACUCAGUAACCUAUGGUGGUGUCCAUUUCACUUGGUAUUUCAUUUAUGAAUCUGGUGAGGAAGAACAAUCUGUAAAGAAGGUUAAGGAAAAUGGUAUACUUUUUAGGAAUCGACAAGAAAUUGAAACCCACAUGAAGAUUUACUUUGAAAAAUAA